Messenger RNA from Pistacia vera, 3154 nucleotides. RefSeq names its product probable methyltransferase PMT5. Lineage: Eukaryota; Viridiplantae; Streptophyta; Magnoliopsida; Sapindales; Anacardiaceae. The record is from RefSeq and is a predicted model, not a curated record. Bases 767 to 2638 code for a protein of 623 amino acids. The transcript is spliced from 9 exons. Gene Ontology annotation, molecular function: methyltransferase activity. Gene Ontology annotation, cellular component: cytoplasm.
ACAAAUUUAAUACUGUGCCGCUAAAAGGAAAAAGUUUACACAACAUCCAGUUGAUUAAUUACAAUUAUUCCCCCUGUUAUGUUGUAGAGCAAAAAUGAUUUGCCUGUUUGUUCUGUCUAAAAGUUAGAGCUUUUGUUUAUUUAUAGAUUAGAUCUAUCAAUUUUAAUAGUGUAGACCUCUGAAACCAAAACAAUUACACAAACCCCAAAACUAGAAUCCGAUAAAAACUGGACUCUUAAAACAAUAAUACCUCUGUGUUAUGUUGGUUUUGCUUUGAAUCUCCAUUCUUCAGCACCCUUUAAUUGGUUGAUCUGGUGGUUUGUUGGCUACGUGCUGCUGGAGACUAGUUAUUUUUCUACAAUUGGCAAUACUAUUUUUUUUUUAACAAUCAAGCGUUACGUUUCGGGAGAAUUCAACAUUUCUUUUUUGGGUUUGAUUUGGACUUUUAGUUCUUCUACAUUGUGUAGUUGUGUGAAUUGUUGAUCCAUAAUUCGGAUUGAAACUUGGUUGUCGUGAUCUAAUUUUCUCGGUUUUUAGUAAUGUGAGUGUGAUGCUACAAUCACGUGAGAAACAUCUGUUUUUGUUAUUGGAAGAAAAGUGUUGUGGAGAAAAUAGGUGUUGUACGGACUAAUGGAAACGUAUCUAGAAGCUUAUAUUUUAUGACAUGUUGUGGUAUUGGUUGUUCUUGGAGAUUUAUGUGAAAGGGAUUGAUUAUUUUAGUGCACUUUGAAACUCAAAUUGUUAAAGAGUGUAGCAAAAUUUGGACAUGAGAAGCUCCUGGUUCAAUAAACUUUCUGUCAUUUUUGGGCCUAGACCGCCGGUCAGUUGGUUGUUAUUAUGCCUUAUUAGUAUUGUUGCACUUGUUGCCGUCUUAGGAUCAUCAUCUUCAAAUACCUUUGACUCUUUAACUUCAAUCCAAAAACCUGAUAUUUAUACAAACUAUCGAAGGCUAAAGGAGCAAGCUGCAGUUGAUUACUUGGAGCUGAGAACUCUCUCUUUGGGUGUGAGUCGGCCAAAGGAGUAUGACCUUUGUGGCAAAGAGAGAGAAAAUUUUGUACCAUGUUACAAUGUGUCAGCAAAUUUGUUGGCUGGAUUUCUAGAUGGGGAGGAGUUUGAUCGGCAUUGUGAAAUUUCUAGACUAGGAGAGCGGUGCUUGGUACGCCCUCCAAAGGAUUAUAAGAUCCCCUUAAGGUGGCCCGCUGGCAGGGAUGUGAUAUGGAGCGGAAAUGUGAAAAUUACAAAAGACCAAUUUCUUUCGUCUGGAAGUAUGACGAAAAGAUUGAUGUUACUGGAAGAGAAUCAAAUCGCAUUUCAUUCCGAGGAUGGAUUGAUUUUUGAUGGUGUCAAAGAUUACUCUCGCCAAGUCGCUGAGAUGAUAGGGUUGGGAAGUGACUCCGAAUUUGGUCAAGCUGGUGUUCACACCAUACUCGAUAUUGGUUGUGGAUUUGGAAGCUUUGCAGCUCAUUUAGUGUCACUGAAGCUAAUGGCUAUUUGUGUUGCGGCAUAUGAAGCCACUGGCAGUCAAGUCCAAUUGGCCCUUGAGAGAGGUCUUCCAGCUAUGAUUGGGAAUUUCAUCUCAAGACAACUUCCAUAUCCAUCAUUGUCAUUUGACAUGGUUCAUUGUGCUCAGUGCGGUAUCAAUUGGGACCAAAAAGAUGGAAUGUUCCUUAUAGAAGUGGAUCGAUUACUUAAGCCUGGAGGUUACUUCGUUUUAACCUCGCCUGCAACCAAGCCACGUGGAAGUUCACUGAGUAUGAAGAAGAGGGGCAUGCUAAAACCGAUGCAAGAAUUCGCCGAAAAAAUCUGCUGGACUCUGAUGGCCCAGCAAGAUGAGACAUUCAUUUGGCAGAAGACUGUGGAUUCUCAUUGCCAUUUAUCUAGAAAGCAGGCUAUACCACUUUGCCAAGAAGGACCUGAUGCUGUAAAAUACUAUCAGCCCCUCGUGCCAUGUAUUAGUGGGACAACCAGCAAGCGCUGGAUUUCCAUUCAGAAGAGAUCUGCUGGUUCCCAGUUGAGCUCAGCUGAGCUUGAAGUUCAUGGAGUUAAGCCUGAAGAUUUCAGUGAAGACUUACAGGUCUGGAGGAUGGCUCUGAAAAAUUAUUGGUCUUUGCUUACUCCCUUGAUUUUCUCUGACCAUCCUAAGAGGCCUGGUGAUGAAGAUCCAUUACCUCCAUUUAACAUGAUCCGCAAUGUAAUGGACAUGAAUGCUCAAUAUGGAGGUUUAAAUGCUGCAUUUCAGGAGGAGAAAAAAUCUGUGUGGGUGAUGAAUGUUGUGCCUGUCACAGCUCGAGAUACACUUUCUCUCAUACUUGAUAGAGGUUUUGCUGGUGUUUUGCACGAUUGGUGUGAACCCUUCCCAACAUACCCCCGAACAUAUGACAUGAUUCAUGCAAAUGGGCUCCUCUCCCACCUCUCUGAAAAAGUUUCUUCAGAAAGAUGUGAUACGAUGGACUUGCUUUUGGAGAUGGAUCGGAUACUACGCCCUGAGGGAUGGGUAGUUAUUUCUGAUAAGUUGGGAGCUAUAGAAAUGGCACGCUCACUUGCUACACAGAUACGCUGGGAAGCAAGGGUGAUCGACCUGCAGAAUGGCAGUGACCAGCGACUACUUGUUUGUCAAAAACCUUUUGUGAAAAAAUGAUUGAUUGGCAGCAGGAGAUCUCACCAUACAACAUGUAUACUUUUUUGGCUCUGGUAAUCGUCCAGAAAGUAUGGAGUAUUAACUGUAGGCAAUAAUGGCGUUAUUUGCUGGUUAUUAUUGCCAGAGCAGGAGUCUCUUGACUGCUUCACCAUCACCAUGUGUGUGAGCACAUGCCGGGGCCCCAGGGUCUUGGCAGAGAUCAUUUCAACAACUGAAGCUGUAGAUUAGAAAGGAGGUUUGCUGCACAACACAAAGCUAAAGCUAAAGCUGCCGCAAUUCAUUUUAUUUUAUUUAUUUGUCAACGCGUUUGUAGCAAUUCAUUCAUCCAAUUUUUUGGCGUCUCUUUUGGUUUCUCUAUUUCUUUAUUUUUUGGAAGUUGGACAGAAGAAUCUGUAUUGAACAAUCACGAAAUGUCAUAGCUACAUUUAUUGUAACUCUCCUUCUCUCAAAGUAUAGUUGUAUCUGAAUUGAAUUACUCAAAAAGAGACAUUUACAUUUACUAAAUGCAAUGUGUUU